GUCAGUCUUCUAACCGAACCCAGAUCCGACAAAGAGGGUCGUUCGCCUAGGAGGGGUGGUUCUUACAGCGCAGCAUUUUACUUUGAUCCAGCAGAAAGCGACAUCUACUUCGGAGGGGACUCGGCAAGAAACAUAUUUUCCAGCGGCCUUGCGCCUAAGCACGUGGAUCAAAGCACCACUGGUUAUUGCGAGAAUGGGUAUCGGUAUGAUGCGAGGUGUAACGGCGAGGACUGGCACC
This is a messenger RNA of Amoebophrya sp. A25, 238 nucleotides long. NCBI's taxonomy places the organism in Eukaryota, Dinophyceae, Syndiniales, Amoebophryaceae. The record is from the annotation of a GenBank genome assembly.